Molecule: messenger RNA, 1769 nt
Organism: Doryrhamphus excisus (bluestripe pipefish)
Lineage: Eukaryota; Metazoa; Chordata; Actinopteri; Syngnathiformes; Syngnathidae
Gene: plekhj1
Product: pleckstrin homology domain containing, family J member 1
Biological process (GO): receptor recycling; retrograde transport, endosome to Golgi; endosome organization
Cellular component (GO): recycling endosome; trans-Golgi network; early endosome
Source: RefSeq, a predicted model, not a curated record
GUCUUAUUGCGCCGUCUCAUGGCCAGGAGGCUGCCGGUGGCAAAAAAAUUAGUUUAGUCAAACCGCGCAGUUAUAUUAGAACUGAAAAUACACGAAAAUCACAUUGGUUUUUUUAAUCGUAUGUUGACAAAUUAUUCCGUAUAGUCAUGGUUUUCUUAAAAGAGCAGUUUGGCUAAAUUGACCCUUUCCAGGUUCCGUACAAUGACUCUAGAGGCGUGGCACUGAUCCUGGUACAACCUUAUGUAUACCUUCAGGGAGACUUUCAAAUUUUUUACCUCAUAAAUGACCAACAACACUCCAUCACAACCAACAAACAACAGAUAACAAUGGAGAUACUCGCUUAGCAACAAUUGCCAGAGUUUUUGUGGGCGUUCAUCGAAUGGCAUUGUUGUGUUUCCGGCUGGGGCAAAUGGCUGGGCUGUAGCGAGCGUGUGGUUGUACCCAAUUGUUAGUGAUGCGUUUCAACGAGAAGGAGAUGGUGCAUUUAAGCCGCCAGCCGUCAGAAAUGGUAGCUGAGCUGGGGAUGCGAGGACCCAAGAAAGGAGACGUUGUGAAGAGGAGGCUCGUGAAACUCGUUGUGAACUUCCUCUUCUAUUUUAGGACUGAUGAGGAUGAACCUGUUGGAGCAUUGCUGUUGGAGCAGUGUAGGGUGGAGAAGGAGGACAGCCUGACCUUUUCCAUUGUAUUUCUAGAAGAGGCGGAAAGGAAAUAUCUCUUUGAGUGUGAUUCCGAGGAGCAGUGCAGCAAGUGGAUUGACUCAAUUGUCAAGGCCAGUUAUGAGUUCAUGAGGAGGAACCUCAUUUUCUACAGAACUGAGAUCCACAGGCUGACUGGCAAGGAUCCAUUGGAACAGUACGGCAUUUCAGACGAAGCUCGCUUUCAAGUCACAAAUGGCCUGCAACAUACGCCGAGAGACGCCUCCUCUAUGUAGACCAGCACUGUGUCUGCAAUCUUCUUUCUUUUCUUUUUGUAGUUCAUCUUGCCAUUCCAGACAGUACCAGCACUCCAACCAGACAAACAGUGGCAUUCAAACUCCAUAGUUUGUACACACAUUUGUUUUUAGUUGAUUUUUGUACACAUCAAGGAGCUUUAGGAACGUGUGAAUCUUAAACCGCUGAUUUGGGGACAAUGGAAUAGUUGUCUUUGGUUUUUAGGCUGUUUAGUUAAUAUACUGUCAUUUUAGUAAUGUGAUUUUUGUGAGUCACUUUUGGCUCAGUAAUGGGAUUUAGAAACUGCUGAGUUGAACCAUGUGUUUAAUUUCUUUUUUGUUUGUGAGAAAAAUACCUUUGGUUACAAAUAUGUGUUUAUCGCCUUCUUGUCUUAACUACUUGGAUUGUCAAAAGAAAUACUUUUGCACAUAGUACUUUACUUGGUGUUGAUGGUUUAUUUACUUGGAACAUUUAUGUUUCUAUUGCACUUUUAUUCAUAUGUCUUUGGCUAAGUUGUUGGACAAUACUUAGAUGCAAGUCUCUCCACUCCAGUUUCGUGUGAAACCAUGUCAUAUGUAAAGAACUGUAUAUAUGCUGUAAUGUGGUUAAAUUGUGAUUUCCAUAUACAACAAUCUUAUUCAUACUGAGGGUCAUUGUUGCUGUUUUCCUUUGUUUCACUUUCUUAAACUUGUAUUGCUUUUACUUCAUGGUGACGUUUCUUUUUUUUUCAUGCUUUUAACGUCUUCAGAUGAUACUCCUUGAAAAGUAUGUGAAAGAUCAUUUCAGAGGAAUAAGUUAAUUUUAGAUUUUGUGGAAACUGCAGGUUUAUUUGAAAGUAAU